Messenger RNA from Daldinia caldariorum, 1573 nucleotides. Its product is annotated as FAD binding domain-containing protein. The record is from RefSeq and is a predicted model, not a curated record. Gene Ontology annotation, molecular function: FAD binding. NCBI's taxonomy places the organism in Eukaryota, Fungi, Ascomycota, Sordariomycetes, Xylariales, Hypoxylaceae. The coding region runs from base 1 to 1569 and encodes 522 amino acids. The transcript is spliced from 3 exons.
AUGUUGAGAGCUUACAUUGGCGUCGUAGCCUUGGCUGGCAGGCUCACAGCUGCCUCCGAAUUAUCUUGGGAUCCUCCUUCACUUGUUCCCAAGGACGCUAAUUACGAACUAGUAUCGAACAGCAGUGGAAUUGUACCGUGCGAUGCUCUGAGAGAAGCAGGCCUUGGGGACCGACUACUUUUCGCGACAGACGCAGGUUACGAGCCUCAGAUACAGUCUUGGUAUUCGGAAAACGCCCGUCUGAGACCCAGCUGCCUUGUUUUACCACAUAACACCGAGGAAGUAGCUACGGCAUUAACGGCACUGGUUAAGGCCAACAACGGCGGAGGCGAUUGGCACAUCGCCGUGCGCAGCGGCGGACACGGCUUCCCCGGAAGUAAUAACAUUGCCAAUGGCGUGACUAUCGACUUGACAAUGAUGAAUUCGUCGACCUACGAUCCGGAGACCAAACUCGCCAAGAUCCAACCAGGAGGCCGAUGGCGCAACGUGUAUGCAGACUUGCAGGAGGCUGGUGUGGUCGUAACAGGGGGUAGAGACGGUGAUGUUGGUGUUGGUGGCUUUCUCCUAGGAGGUGGUAACUCCUUCUUCUCGGGAAGGGUGGGAUUUGGCUGCGACACUGUCAAGAACUUCGAGGUCGUGCUGGCCAAUGGCACUGUCAUCAACGCCAACAGCACAGCGAAUUCGGACUUAUGGCGAGCUCUCAAGGGUGGCAGUAGCAACUACGGCAUCGUCACGCGAUACGACAUAGAAGCCUUCCCGACGCGAGAUCUGUACUAUGAAAAACGCACCAUGAGAUUGAACUAUUCGGAUUCCGUCAUUGAUGCCGUGGUCGGAUAUGCCAAUCAAGACCAGUCUUUCGCCGACAAUGCCUUUUUUACCUUUUGGAGCCAUAACGCUUCGAUUAUCCCCGAGACACUUGUUAGUACGAUUUACGUUAACACACAGGGAGAUGGCAAUGCAACUUCAGCCUUCGACAAAGUUAGAAGUCUCCCAGCCCUAUCCAAGGCCGCCACUGUCCAGAACAUGGCAGAAGCUGCCAAUGGCGCCCAGCUAGUCGGUGGUACCAAGAAUGUCGGAACAACGUUGACUUUCCGCAACAAUCCACAAAUACUCCGUCAGACCGUUGAACUUCACGAAGAUUUCAUUAAGCGGCUCAGCAAUCUCAUCGACCCAAAGAAGUUCACGACGAUGGUUUUCUUCCAGCCUAUUCCUUCUUAUAUGGCGACUAUUGCCCAGCAGAAAGGUGGUAACAUGCUCGGACUAGAAAGUCUCGGGGGCAACGCCAUCAUGUUCACCGCCGGUGUCGCAGUUAACUCCGACGACAAGGAUUUAGCCAUAGCAAAAGCAGAGGUGGCUAUGCUAACAGCGCAGGUUAAAGAAAUCUCAAAGUCGUUGAACGGAGACCUGGACUUCAUUUACCUGAACUACGCGGAAUCCAUCCAGGACCCCCUUGCGACCUAUGGCGCCGAGAAUAUUCAGCACAUGCGGGAUGUCGCCGCAAAAUAUGACCCUACCGAAGUGUUCCAGAAGCGCAUCCCCGGAGGUUUUAAGAUUUCUAGAGUGGCAUGAUGCA